Messenger RNA from Ostreococcus lucimarinus CCE9901, 1104 nucleotides. RefSeq lists its product with no specific name. The record is from RefSeq and is a predicted model, not a curated record. The coding region runs from base 1 to 1104 and encodes 367 amino acids. NCBI's taxonomy places the organism in Eukaryota, Viridiplantae, Chlorophyta, Mamiellophyceae, Mamiellales, Bathycoccaceae. The transcript has a single exon.
AUGCCGACGCCGACGGAGCGCGCGGGAGCGAUGGAACGAGACGCGCGGGAAACGCGAGGGCGACCGCGCGCGGAGACGCUCGUGGACGCGUUCGAGUCGCUGCCGAGGGAGGAGCGCGUGCGCCUGGUCGAGCGGUACGUCCUCGGCGACGCGGACGACGUCGAGGCGCCGGCGGUGGCGAUCGAUGGAGCGGCGGCGAUCGGAGGCGCGAUCGCGCGCGAUGUCGAGCGCGAGGACGAGGACGCGGCGCGCGGGAUGACGGAGGAGGAAUUGGCGGAUUUGAGAGACUUUGGACCGAGCGAACGCGCGCGGGGCGACGCGCUCGGCGAGGACGCGUUGGUGGAUAAAUGGCGCGAGAUUUUCGGGGAAGAUCCACCGGAGAAUAAUGGAGGCGGUGUUGAUGAUAUAUUAGGCGCGGACGACGGCGCGUUCGGCGGUGGGGUGCUGGAAGAAGCGCGGAACGCGGCGACGAGACGCGCGUAUGCGGCGGAGCGCGGAUGGAAAAAGUUGGUGAACAAAUUCGGUAGGCAAGGCGCCAUCGUCGCCAGUGGCUUCGCGAGCGUGAGCGUGGUGGCGGUGUUGAGCGCGCUGUUCGCGACGUCGAACGCGGACGCGAAGUCAAAGGUCAAGGAUGAGGCUGGCGGCGUCGCGCCCGCGCUCGAGAGCGAAGACGACGCCGUCGCCGGCGACGUCAAAGCUUUCGUCGAGCCAACGCGACGCGAAGCGCCGGCACCCGCUCCUGGGGGCGUGCUAUGGGAGCGCAAAGUCAUCGUCGACGAUGACGAUGCCUCGCCGUCGUCGUCGUCAUCUUCGGCGAGUAACGGCGUACUGUGGACGAGGCGGAGCGACGAAGAGCGUCGCAAACCUUCGGCGCGCGAUCGCAUGGGGGUUCCCACGGCGACGUUCGAUGACAGAAAUAGAGAUCGGCGUGGGAGUGAGCCGCCACCACAAGUCAUAUGGACCCGCAAGAACGAUCCAGAGAUCGACGAGCUCGAUGAAGAUCCGCAAGAGCGCUCGCCGCCGCGCCGCGCAAGCGAGGCGUUGGACGACAACCUGGAAGAUCUUCGUGCGUUCCGCCGUCCCGAUCGAGAGUCGCCGCGAUGA